GAGACUCGCAGCUGUCUUGCUGUGCUGUGCUGUGCCGCACCUGCCUGACUGUGCUUCCCCUCAGCUCGUGAUCUUCGCAAGCUACCCCAAACGGAAAUCACCUUCUGCCUCUGCCGUGCGCUUCUGCUGCACUGCCCGCACCUCGCGCUCCCUAGAACCGGCCGUGUCCGUCCAGAACACAACCACCCGGAACGAACACUCUUUGUUGUCAGUCAAUUGCUUAGUCGGAACGGCACCGCCUUCUUUGGGCACCCAUUCUCGCAACUUGCGAGGUUUUUUUUUUACGACCAUCAAAUACCUCUCCUCAAUACUGCCCAAGAUGCUUUCGCAACGCGUUAUCCGCACCGCCGCUCGGCAAACCCCGACGAUCCGUGCCUUUAGCACGUCGCUGGCGGCCCAGCAGCCAGACCCCAAGCAGCAUACGCCGUCCCUCGGCGACAUUGAACCAGAGCAGCACGAGGCAUUCAACAGCCGGCAGAAGCAGUUCCGGGCACAGCUUGCGGAGGCACAGAAGCAGCGGGAAGCCAGAAAUGCCGCGCGCUCAGCUGAGACGGACCAGGCCGGGCGCAAGGCCGGGCCACUGACCAAUUUGAUUUACGGCACCAAGGAAGGCCGCGAGAUGGACGCGCAGAUCGAAGCAAGCUUUAGCCAGGUACUGGCCCGCGGCAAGUACGUCCACUCGAUCGUCUUCCACGAGGUCAAACCCGAGAAUAUCGACGAGUACGUCGCCCUGGUGGGCGAGUGGUACCCGCGCAUGGCCAGCAUGCCAGAGAAUAAGGUUCAUCUGGUUGGGAGCUGGCGGACUGAGGUGGGCGACUGCAAUACGUUUGUCCACAUCUGGGAAUACCAACGCUACCAAGGCUACCACGCCUCGAUGCACUCCAUCGCGCAGCAUCCCGAGUACCCCGAAUUUGACCGCAAGCUGCGGGCCCUGAUCACGAGCAAGAACAGCUCGCUGAUGCAGGAGUUCAGCUUCUGGCCCACGACGCCGCCGCGCCAGCUGGGCGGCCUGUUCGAGCUGCGGUCGUACACGCUGCACCCGGGCAACCUGCUCGAGUGGGAGACGCACUGGCGGCGCGGGCUCAAGGCGCGGCGCGAGGUCAUGGAGGGCGUCGGCGCGUGGUUUGUCCAGAUUGGCGACCUCAACACGGUCCACCACCUGUGGCAGUUUGCCGACCUCGAGGAGCGCAAGAUCCGCCGUGAGAAGAGCUGGGGCAUAGAGGGUUGGGCCGACACGGUGCACAAGACGGUGCCCCUUAUUCAGGAGAUGAAGAGCCGCAUCUUGAUCCCCAUGCCCUGGUCGCCAGUGGCUUAAAGCGUGAGUUGCCCACACUAUGUGUGGCUCACCGCUGGGAAGCCUAGGACACUGAAGUGGAGUGAACUGUGGGGUUGUCGUGUGUGAAGCCUAGGAUUUUAGCGGGUUUGGGAUUUGGCACGUGGAUUAACUUGAUAACUACGACGUUGGCAGCCGGCUUUAGCACGCUUUUUUGCCUCAAUUGUCCCGUUGCAAGUUGCAAGGAAUUGGUAUUUGUAUAUUUGGCAGCAGAGCAGUAUAUACCUCUAGCAUGCAAAUCUUCUGCACGGGUAUCGUUUGGAUAUCAAUUCGUGGGUGUUUAUUCGUAUU
Messenger RNA from Lasiosphaeria miniovina, 1624 nucleotides. RefSeq lists its product as uncharacterized. The record is from RefSeq and is a predicted model, not a curated record. The transcript has 3 exons. Gene Ontology annotation, cellular component: mitochondrion. Bases 320 to 1315 code for a protein of 331 amino acids. Lineage: Eukaryota; Fungi; Ascomycota; Sordariomycetes; Sordariales; Lasiosphaeriaceae.